AUGGCCUUCUUGUUCACUUGUUUCAAUACCUCUCUCAAACUCCGCCGCAAAAAACUCAACUCCCAAACACUUGCCUCCUCCUCCUCCCCCCCUCAUCCUCAUCAACCACACACCCCACCAGAUGAUGACGAUAAACUUAUUUUAGGAACCUUAACUUGGAACCAAAUUCAGUCUUCUACCUCCAACUUCUCUACCAUCAUAGCUUCCGGUGGUUUCAGCAACGUCUACCUUGCUUACUUCCCCGGUCUCCCCCUCCCUGCCGCUGUCAAGUUGCUCUCCGGCUCCACCGACCGUCUCACCCGGGUUUUCCACCAGGAACUCCUCAUUUUAAAAGGCUUGUCUCAUCCUCACAUCGUCAACCUCCUUGGCUACUGCCACCACACAGAGGAAGGGGUCCUGGUAUUUGAAUACGUCCCAAAUGGAACAUUGCAAGAGAAACUCCACGGAGAAACAAAAACAUCAUCAUCCAACAAGAAGACAUUGCUGCCACCGUCCCAAUCCCAUUCCCAUUCGUCAUCAUCAAGUAAAAUGAUGAUGAUGGGAUCUCCAGGGUACACUGAUCCUCAUUAUCUCUGGACGGGGAUUGUAUCCAAGAAGAAUGACAUUUAUAGCUUCGGUGUUGUGGUUCUGGAACUCAUAACUGGGAUGCAAGCUCUUAAUCCUGUCUCUGGUGAAAGGUUGACAUCGGUUUUACGCCCCAUUUUGAGGGAUCCAUCCAAGAUUGUUCAAAUGGUGGAUGCACGCCUGCCAAGAUUUGACUUGGAAGAAGUUACGGCUAUGGCUGCAAUUUCAGCUAUGUGCCUCUGUGAAACUCCUUCCCUCCGGCCUUCAGCUUCGGAUAUUGUGAAUCUCAUGAGAAACAGCAACGCUUUCAAGUUCCCUUCCCCAGAUUCUCUUUCCACAUUGGCCAAAGGAUAA
Molecule: messenger RNA, 918 nt
Organism: Oldenlandia corymbosa var. corymbosa
Lineage: Eukaryota; Viridiplantae; Streptophyta; Magnoliopsida; Gentianales; Rubiaceae
Source: the annotation of a GenBank genome assembly